Molecule: messenger RNA, 1067 nt
Organism: Cloeon dipterum
Lineage: Eukaryota; Metazoa; Arthropoda; Insecta; Ephemeroptera; Baetidae
Product: brachyurin-like
Exons: 6
Coding region: 7-906 (299 amino acids)
Biological process (GO): proteolysis
Molecular function (GO): serine-type endopeptidase activity
Source: RefSeq, a predicted model, not a curated record
UGUUAAAUGCAGUCGCAGUCAAGCGAUGAACUUACUCCGAUUGAGAAUAACAUUCCACCGAGCCCAAAAGAGAAUUUUAAUGAGCGAGAAUUCCAAAAGAACAACAAGUUUAAAGUUGAUUUCAAGCCAAAGGGAAAUCAUAGUCAAGAAGAAAGUGCAGGGAAGGUUCCUUUAAAUUAUCGCGAUCAAAUUGUUGGCGGCAGUAAAGCAAAGAAAGGACAAUUCCCGUGGCAGGUUCUUAUUACCAUCGAUAAAAGGUACACGUGUGGUGGAUCUUUGAUCGACCCUCUUUGGGUUUUGACGGCGGCCCAUUGCUGCUACAGUUUCAACACUUUUAUGGCGAGCGUGGGUCUUGUGAACCGAACAGUAAAUGAGUCGAGCAGAGUUGACGUUGACGUUCAGUCAGUUAACAUCCACCCGAAUUACGACAGUGACUUCUUGACUGCGGAUAUUUGUCUUUUGAAACUCCAAAAGGCUCUUAAUACAUCCGGUCCUUUCGUCACCACUGUCCGUCUGCCCAAAAUUUCUGACGCGACUAAAUCUUUGGUUAAAGUCACUGGAACAAUCAGUGGCUGGGGGAAGACGUCAGACGAAAACGGGCCGAGCGACGUUCUGAAAUAUGUUUCAAGGACCGUGAUCGACAACAAGGAGUGCGCCAAGAACUAUGGAGAUAUCACGGUCAAUGGAAAUCUUCUCUGCAUAAAUAACAAAGACAAGCAAGGCACCUGCCAAGGAGACAGUGGCGGACCAUUUGUGAGGACUGAGCCUGACAACAAGUUCACUCAGAUUGGCCUUGUUUCCUUUGGAUCAUCCGUGUCGUGUGUCACGUACCCUAGCGGCUUCACAAGGGUCUCUGCGUAUAUAGGAUGGAUCAGCACCGUCACCGGCCUGAAAAUGAGGAACUAGAGCCUUCGUUCAAUCUACCAUGAAUUAGAUUAAAUAUAUAAAUAAACGCAAUUUAUUCCUUAUUAAAAAUUAUGAAAAAAAUAAAGGUUUUUGACAGGGCAAAAGGUACAUAGAAUUUUUAAAAUACAGUUUUGACGCUAAUGUAUGUAUAAAAUAAAUCA